Zasmidium cellare ATCC 36951 is the source of this 579-nucleotide messenger RNA. RefSeq lists its product as uncharacterized. The record is from RefSeq and is a predicted model, not a curated record. Bases 1 to 579 code for a protein of 192 amino acids. Gene Ontology annotation, molecular function: protein binding. Lineage: Eukaryota; Fungi; Ascomycota; Dothideomycetes; Mycosphaerellales; Mycosphaerellaceae. The transcript has a single exon.
AUGGCAACUUCCUCAUUCUUGCCGCUCUUCACAAUCAAAGCUGUACGCACCCCAGCAGCUGACCGUGUCCUGGGACUCGGCGAAUUGGUCGAGGCGAUUCUCCUCCACCUCACACCACCCGAUAUCGUGAUAUGCCGACGAGUCAGCAAGAAAUUCCUCGAGACCGUAACAUAUUCCAAAGCUGUCCGCCAACUCAUCUUCGUCGACUCUGAACCUCAAAGCGAGCGGACAGUCAAUCCUCUCGCUCCAGCAUGGUUUCACCAACAGAGAAAUGGAUACCGAGACAGCACCAUCGCCGCUCGGAUCAAUAUUCUGGAUCUUUGGGAGAACUCUGGCGCUGAGACGAGGCCGCUAUGGGAUAAGAUGUUGAUUUCGCAGCCGCCCACGACGACUUGUGUUAUUCCGGUGGGGAAUCAUCUGACCAUCUUCUUUCGAAGGUAUUAUCCCGAAGGCAUGACGUUUGGCGAUCUGGAACGUGCUGUCAUCGCUGCUUUUGAGAUUCGCAAGGGGAGGAAGUCGAGUCGAGAGAGGCUUGAAGAUCUUUCGAACAAUAAUUCGGUGCUGAUUUACUGGCGAUGA